Molecule: messenger RNA, 519 nt
Organism: Effrenium voratum
Lineage: Eukaryota; Dinophyceae; Suessiales; Symbiodiniaceae
Source: the annotation of a GenBank genome assembly
AUGGCGGACGGCCGCGGAGCGCAGACGGUGUACAGAAACCGGGAGGGUAAGCGCAUUGAGCGCGAAGAGUGGGUGGAGCUUCAGCAGAAGAAGAAAAAGAAGCGAGUCGCCGACUAUCCGGAGCAGGAGCUGGAAUGGGGGGGCGGCCUGAAACAGCGGGACAACCGGGAAGAAGAGAUGGAGGAGAUCACUAGAAUAGCUGCGCAGCCUUUCGCACGCUUUGAACCAGAUGAGAAGUACAUGCAGGAGCUGAAAGCUAAGCAAGACUGGAAUGACCCCAUGCGCCAGUUUGAGGAGGAACAGGUGACCGCGCCGAGUUUGGAGAAGGUGGCCGCGGUGAAGAGGCCCAAGUGCCCCCACCCGCCCUGGCAGAACCGAUACGACAUAAAGCCGGGCUACCGAUGGGAUGGCAGGGUCAGAGGCAACGGUCACGAGCAGGAGUAUUUCCACACCAAAAACCAGAGGGAGUUCGAGAAGGCCGAUGCCUGGCGCCGGGAGAUGGCCAACGACGACAACUGA